Messenger RNA from Lindgomyces ingoldianus, 5440 nucleotides. RefSeq lists its product as uncharacterized. The transcript has 2 exons. Lineage: Eukaryota; Fungi; Ascomycota; Dothideomycetes; Pleosporales; Lindgomycetaceae. Gene Ontology annotation, biological process: double-strand break repair via homologous recombination; DNA replication. Gene Ontology annotation, cellular component: nucleus; RecQ family helicase-topoisomerase III complex; cytoplasm. Bases 69 to 5312 code for a protein of 1747 amino acids. Gene Ontology annotation, molecular function: ATP binding; four-way junction helicase activity; 3'-5' DNA helicase activity. The record is from RefSeq and is a predicted model, not a curated record.
CCACUACUCCCCCCGCUGCAUGCUAUUCAAACCAAUGUGGACCUUCAUAUCGACGAUGCUAUAUCCUGAUGCCUCCUCAGAACAACCUCAAUGAACAUCUCAAGUGGUUGUUGACUGAGAAGCCAUUCAUUCCACCGGCCACAUCACUCGUUGCCUACGAUCCAAACGCCCCACCCAGCUCAGCAACGCUUUCACACAGCGAUUCUUCUAAUUCAGAGUCUGUCACAAACAAUGCACCCGAACCAGAAGCGAGGAGACCAAUCGUCCAGCCAGUCGCGCCCACCUCGAGAGAGGAAUCUCGGCAGGAUAUUACCGAGAGACAAUUGCCAGCGACAAACGCAGCGGAUAUGGCUCGGUUACGCUCUACACCAGGGACUGGAAACCCUAGGUUCCCCUUAGCAUGCGCACCAUCUUACGGUGAUACUCCAACGGGUUCGAACAACAGAUCUCGGAGGGAUGGCCGGGAUAGGAUGGAUGAACGUGCGCCACACCAAAAGCCCGAUCCUUAUGAUACUCCCACGUCCCGGCCAGCUGCUUCGCGGAAACAGCGCGCCCAGAUGAACGAGGUUGAUGCUAUUGAUUUGACUGGAGACUCUCAAGAUGUACAACUUCCCAGGCCUUGGUGCGCUGAUAAGGGUAAAAAGCGGAAAAGUGAUGAAUUCGAGGACAAUCUUCGACCGCUCAAAUCGCCGAGGCCAGUUAGAGAGAUGACGCCGACGCUCGAACCCGAUCCUUUCGAGAUGGAAGGAUUUUCCGACAUCGACAAAUUCGGUCCACCACCUCCAUACUCUACCGCUAAUCCCCUUGGCGGAGAUGCAGGUGUCGUACAGCGAGAACGAAAUGGAUAUCCGGACGAUGGUUUUGAGUUUUGGUUGCCAGAUGAAGAUGAAGCCAUGGUAGACAUGCAGCAUCGGAAAUCGCCAGAGCCACGAAAACGAAAAUCAGUGAGUCGUGCACCUUCAGAAAUCUCUACUCCACCUCGGAAAGUAGGGAAGCAAGCUCGUAGCCCUUCCCCAUUGAAGAACAGUAGAAGCAUCCGCAAGGAGACAUCACGCACCAAGCGGACGCAUACACCGGUAAAACAAAAGGCCCGCAUAGCGGUGUGUGAUUCCGAGGAUGAUUUUGAUGGCAUGGACGAAAUGGACAUGGAGCCGAACUCGCCCACGAAACUAGCCAAGUCACCACCAAAGGACCCAACACCUGCUCCCGGGAAGAUAUCAAACCAGAAGUCAACCAGGUACGCACAUUUACCGACUCUCCCCAUUCGAUCUCCUACAAAGCCUCGUAAACUCGAAAGUUCCCAGCAACCCAAAGCCGAGUUUAUCUCUACCCCUGCAGAACCCCACUCUUUUUCAACGAAGCGACCAUCUCCCAAGAAAACACAAUCGACACCGGCAGCUGCCACAGUUCAAGCUGGAACCCCGCCGACCUCCUCGGAGCUAUCAAAGGAAACCCGAGAAUCUAUUCAAAAAGCUGUCGAACUUUUUUUGACUACCGAAGGUGCUCAACUUCCCCAAUAUCUAGCUGCUGCGAAUGCCAGCUGGGAGAAGGCCCGGGCGGCCUUUGCGAUACAUGUGGAAGAGUGUGGCAGGCCAGCGCCUUCUGAGACCGAGAAGAUGCAGAAAUCUCGCUUCAAGAAGGAAGCAGUCGAGCAACUCAUUUUCCUAAAAGAGAAGCACGAAGACCUAAGUACCAAGAGACGUGAGAUCAAGAAAAAGAUUGAGGAUGACCUCAACAAUGGAGAAUUCAACACCGCUGAUGGUGAAACUUCUAACAAAAUCUUCAAAUCUCUCGAGGAUAUCCAAGCUCUAUUCUCCUUCUAUCUCGAGCAAGCAGGGCUUAAAGAUCAUCCUAAACGCAAAGUUGAAGACGAAGGCGAGGAAGACAUCAGCGCAGUCAUCAUUCAAUCAACCCAGACCACUCCGAAGUCGGAGGGGUCCACCUCCCUCGUCUGUCUCGGCUCAAGCCAUGUUCCACAGACACAGUACGCUAAGCACACCCAGAUAUCCGUCCGUGAAGUUAGGACACCUCCGCAACAUAUCAAUUCUAGGGAUCCAUAUGUGUCGAAUCCCCUUCCACCUCUCCAUCUAGAGCCAGAUACCCAGCCUAAUUCACUCUCAGACAACCAAGGAUGGUCAAAAACGCAAGACGAAUCCCAUAGGGUCCGUGAAACUCCUCAACGUCGUCGCUCCCCAACUUCGCUCCCCCAAAGAUCUAUUCUCCGCGAAGCUAGUCGGCAUGAAUCGUUUCACCCACCACAAGACUUUGGAAACGAUUUCGAAGACAAAGAUCUUUUCAGCCACAACAUGGGAUCACUACCGUGCGAUAGUGGUGAUGAUGAAAACUUUUGUGAUGACGACGAUGAGGACUUUUUUGAUCUUGAAGAUCCAGCGGACUUCCCGAAUCGUGGGCCAAGCGACUUUGACUGGAAGGGCGAAAUGGCCCCAAAUCAUGCUCGAGAUUCACCCAGAGAUAUAUUUCGCGAAACGUCGAUCAACCGACCUCCUCAACGGAAGCCAGAACGGUCCCCUCGAAAAUCACAGUCACAGUUUGUCAAUCCCGGAUUGAACUUCCCAUGGUCUCGAGAUGUAAGGCAGGCGAUGGUCCACAAAUUCAAGCUUCGAGGCUUUCGACCCGGGCAGCUUGAAGCUAUCAAUGCUACUCUCGGAGGAGAACAUUGUUUCGUGCUCAUGCCAACUGGAGGUGGCAAGUCCCUCUGUUAUCAGCUUCCAUCAGUCAUCAGUUCCGGAAAGACGCGCGGGGUGACGAUUGUGAUCUCCCCACUAUUGAGCUUAAUGGAAGAUCAGGUUGAAGCAUGCCGAAAGCGCUUCGGCAUGCAGGCUCAGCUUGUUAACGGUGAAUCCACAGUAGAAGAGCGGAAUUUCAUUACCGAUGGACUGAAGGAAUCCGAGCCAGGGAUAUUCAUGCAACUUCUCUAUUUGACACCAGAGAUGGUCAGCAAGAGUCAAAGAAUGAUCAACGCCAUUCAGAAUCUCUAUGAAAGGGGCAGACUUGCCAGAAUCGUUAUCGACGAAGCUCAUUGCGUUAGCCAGUGGGGUCACGAUUUCCGACCCGACUACAAGGCGCUUGGAGAAGUUACGCGAAAGUUUCCAGGAGUUCCAAUUAUCGCACUCACCGCCACCGCUACCCAGCUUGUUCGAAAGGACGUGAUGAUCAAUCUGGGGAUUGAAGAUUGCCGCCGGAUCUCCCAGAGCUUCAACCGUCCUAAUCUCUCUUAUGAGGUUCUAGAGAAACGUCAAGGAGUGAUCAACAGCAUCGCUGACCUGAUCAAGGGACAGCAUCGUGGCGAGUGCGGUAUUGUCUACUGUCUUGCACGGAAAACAUGCGAAGGAGUUGCGCAGAAACUGGUAAAUCUUGGCAUCAAAGCACACUAUUAUCAUGCAGGCAUGGAGCCUGCAGAGAGAUCGAAGAUUCAGAGAGAAUGGCAACAUGGUGUCUAUCAUGUCAUCGUUGCCACCAUUGCUUUCGGUAUGGGUAUUGACAAGGCUGACGUUCGAUUCGUCAUUCACCAUAGCAUACCUAAAAGUCUCGAGGGCUAUUACCAGGAAACAGGACGCGCCGGACGUGAUGGAGAGUGCUCUAAGUGUUACCUCUAUUAUGGCUAUGCGGAUACCAACAUCUUGAAUAAGAUGAUUGAAGAAGGAGACGGGAACGCACAGCAAAAGCAAAGACAACGCGAUAUGCUGAAGCAUAUGGUUCAAUAUUGCGAGAACAGGAGCGAUUGCCGGAGAGUACAGGUUUUGAGCUACUUCAGUGAACGAUUCGACGCGGCGGAUUGCAAUAUGACCUGCGAUAAUUGCAAAUCUGAUUCAACCUUUGAAACCAAGGAUCUUACUAAAUACGCUAUUUCAGCCUUAGAGCUUGUCGAACAAGUCCAAGACAACAAAGUCACACUCCAUCAGUGCUCAGAGGCCUUCCGUGGAACAAGCAGUUCGAAACUAAAAUCUCUAAAUCUUAGGCAAUUCGGGGCUGGUAAAGCUAUGGACCGGGGUGACGUCGAUCGUCUGUUCAAUCGCUUGCUCGACGAUAAUGCCUUAGCUAUAAAGAGCGUUAAGAACAAAGCUAAUUUCGUCACCAAUUAUCUUCAUCUCGGUAACAGGAGCGGUGACUACACAACUGGCCGAAAGCAACUGAGCUUGCAAGUUCGUGUAACUUCCCGAAAACAUGCAGUUCCUAGGCCGGCCACGAAGAAGAAGCAAGUUGCUGCCUCUCGUUCAGAGUAUCCCUCAACCAAUAUUCCAUCUCCAGUUCAGCGACUAUCGAAACGACGCAUCCAACAAUAUACUUAUGAUCUAGAAGAUUAUGAUUGCGAGAAAGAGGACGAACAGUCUAGGCACGGACGUAGCAAUAGGCCCAACGGUUUUGCAGUUUCCAACGACGAAGAUGACGAGGACGCUUACGAUCCACUUCCUCCAAAGAGGUCUAAGGCAUUGCAUACAGUUCAGUCACUCGGUGCUCCCAUUACUGUAGAUGAGAGGGUAUCUGGGUUAGACGAUCUCCAAAGGGACAUAAUGGAAGAUUUCGUGAGGGGAGCGAGGAACACGGCUGAGAAAAUACUGAUGAGCAAGGACCUUCGCAAAAAACCAUUCUCGGACACCAUUUUCCGAGAGAUGGCCCUCAGGCUUCCAACAACCUCAACUCAACUUCUCAAAAUCCCCGGUAUAGAUCCAGAGCAGGUGCGACUUUACGGCAAAAAGUUCCUCACACUUGUCCAGAACACGAAGGAGAUAUAUGGGCAGAGGCAAGCGAGGCGCCGCGUAGCGCAGGACGAGGGUGUCGAUAAACAACGACCGCUAGACCCGAAUCACCGAGUUGUGGUUGACCUGUGUAGUAGCGAAGCAGAGGAAGAAAAGGGAGCGGAAGAAACUGACUACGAUGACUCCGCUCUUGAAGACUUUGAUGAUGACGAGGCUGUCCACACGAGUCAUCACUUUGCUACACCUCUAGACCCAAGAGUUGAGGCGUACAACAAACGAGGGUCGCAAUUAGAAGCCGCGAGGUCAGCAACGCCAGCAUCAAAUGGAGUGAAUACAUCGAAAUUGUCUUAUAGGGGCGGCUCCAAAGCACGAGGCUCGUUUAAGGGCGGGAAUGGUUAUCGACGAAAGUCAGGUAGCUUCGGUAGUAGAUACUCUGGGGUAUCUAAGAAAGGGGCUGCAAGGACUGGGAGUAGGAGAGGGUCAGGAGGAUUUAGCAGCUCGAGGAGGCCUUCUGGCGAAAGUGGUCGAGGAGGAGCCGGAGGUGAUGGUGGAGGCGGAAGAGGUUUGGGGAAUAUCCUGGCGAUGCCAACAUAGGCAAGAGGGUUUUUCUUCGCUUUGGGAAAGGUCCGAUCACCUCACUUACGACUAGUGCAGUUCUAAACAAAUCUCUAUGAUCUUUGGUGUACCUAGAAGAGACACGAAGGUUGCUAUCGGCAGUUGAC